GGCGGCGGCGCCGUUCUGCUGCUCCUGUAGAUACUCCUAGAAAAUCACUGACAGUUACUCGUCAUAUGCAUUACCCGUAAUCGGUGUCAUCUCGUGUACAACCACCGGUGUAUGACGAUUAUUUCAUUGACAGCGUCACCGCUAACUCCAAUGGCAGUGUGACAAAUUGAUAAUAAUUGAUAAGAAUUCAUGAGCGGACCAUGCGUGAUAGUGACUGAUGUCGGAUUCGUGUGAUUCAGAUGGACGGAAUUUUGAGAAUUGAAUGGGCUAGGGUGAGACUGUCAAUUCGGUGAAAUCUGAGGAUUGAGCAUUUGGAAUUAGAUUUGUACGGAUUGAGAAAAAAAAAAAAACAGGCAGCGGAGGAAGUGGCAGAGGGAGCUGCCGCACCUACUCGCACUUCUCGCAGCUACACACAUACACUUUUCCGUGAGGAUGCAACGGACGAGAGUCUCGAGCCCCGAGGCUCCCUGAUAAAGACUUCAUUUGGAUCCGCGUAAGUGCGGAGACAAAUGGCUAUUCAUCGCUUGUGAAGGUGGUAAUUGGGUGGUUAAUUUGUAGAUCAGUGGUGGGGGGGAUGAAAUAAGUAAGAACCAUUGAACUCGUCAUCCCCGGGACUUACUGGGCUCUGGGGGAUUCGUCAAAAUGCCCCAGCGCUGAUUGGCAAAUCGUCAAACUGGCCCCGGGGUGUUGUCGUGAUAAUAAUCUCGUUUGGGAUAUGCGUGUCAACUCUGACCUGUCACUGAAUUUAAUUGCAUGCCAGUGGGGGAGUGAGUGGGUGGUACUGAAUUUUUUUUUUUGGGGGGGGAUGUUAAUCUAGUGAUUUAUACGUGUGCGUGAAGAAAGUGUAUGAAUGAUGACGUGUUUGAUACAAUGUGUUCACGUAAUGAUUGAUAUUUUACAUGUGUGGUAAAUGGCGUACAGUGGUAUUGUCGAUGUUUUUUUUUUGUUAUAAAUCGAACCGAUGAUGUCGGUCCACACGAUUGGAAUAACAGUUAAGAUGGCAACGUUAUUUCUACUCAUAGCAGCAGCAACAUCGUCCACGAGGGGCCAUCGUCCUGCCCCAAAUAAUCCAGCCCAACUUGUACCCAGUACGGUAUCACCAUCGUCAUUGUACAUCAAUGGUGGUAAUGCGAGUCAUCAUCACAAUGUUCAUCAGAGUAAAGGACCGUGGGAUGGUUUUAAUAGUACAAUUCAUCAUUUGAAUGCUCACAUCAAGGGACACAACAGAACUGAUAAUGAAACUGAGGAAAAAGUUCCACUCUUUCCGGCUGAUUUGUUCACUAUUGAGGAGAGACAGCGUGGUGCUGUUAUACUUCAUCUACUCGGUGUUAUCUACAUGUUCGUUGCCCUUGCCAUCGUCUGUGAUGAAUUUUUUGUUCCAUCGUUGGAUGUUAUUAUUGAAAAAUUGGAGAUUGCUGAUGAUGUUGCUGGUGCUACUUUCAUGGCUGCUGGUGGAUCAGCACCAGAGUUAUUUACGUCGGUUAUUGGUGUUUUUGUGUCAUUCGAUGAUGUGGGUAUUGGUACCAUUGUUGGAUCAGCUGUAUUUAAUAUUCUAUUUGUCAUCGGUAUGUGUGCAAUAUUCUCUAAAACAGUAUUGUCACUCACAUGGUGGCCAUUGUUUCGUGAUUGCACAUUCUACAGCGCCAGUUUACUGACGUUAAUAUAUUUCUUUCGGGAUAACUUUAUACAUUGGUAUGAGGCACUUGUAUUGUUCUGCUUCUAUCUGGCCUACGUUAGUUUCAUGAAAUGGAAUCAGCCCAUGGAGAAACUCGUCAAGAGGAUAUUGUACAGAAAUAAAGUCACCAGGGUUAGAUCGACGGACCAGCUCAUGCCAUCGCACCAGAGCGCUGCCCAGGCAUUGCAUCCGAAUGCAACAAACAGCAGUGAGACGAGUGUUGGCGGUACGUCGGGUGCGUGCGGUAAUAGUGGUGUUGCCAUAAAUGCAGACGCCGGCUGCAGCAGUCGUGGUGGAAGCAGCAGUGGACAGGGAUGUGAGCAAAUGUCACAUCCUGGUCAGCAUCAUUCGUCGAGGGAAAGUCAUGCGAAAUUCAGGCACGGCCUAUUACAACUGAUGAUCCACACGAUUGAUCCGCUCCACGACGGUCAGUCCCAUGCCGGUAAAGUGGAUGAAAAGGCGACGCAAUUACACGCGAUAGCUUCGUUGAAGGUGUUGUUGGAUGCAACGAGGCCUCAGAAUGGUGCUGCAACGUCAACAUCGGCGCAUUACUCAGGGAGUGCCUCCAAGGAAACAGCUUUACAAUUACAACAGGGGUCUCAAGGUACCACCACCACAACAACCACCACCACCACAGCUGGGACCACUGCCGGAAUUCAAGAACUUCCAAAUGGCGGAAUCGCCUCAGGACUCGAUGCCGGACUUGAAUCGGGUGAAGAGGACGAUCCACCAGAGGCACUGGACAUGGCUUGGCCUAACACCGGAAAAAAACGUCUCACGUACAUUCUAGUUGCGCCAAUACUAUUCCCCCUGUGGCUCACUCUGCCAGACACACGAACCCCGAGAGGUAAAAAAUUCUUCGCUGUAACAUUCAUCGGUUCCAUCUUCUGGAUAGCCGCGUAUUCGUACCUGAUGGUCUGGUGGGCAAAUGUCGCUGGUGAUACGAUACAAAUACCACCCGAAGUAAUGGGUCUCACAUUCCUCGCCGCUGGGACUAGUAUUCCCGAUUUAAUAACCAGUGUUAUUGUUGCAAGAAAGGGUUUUGGUGAUAUGGCAGUGUCGAGCUCCGUCGGCAGCAAUAUAUUCGACGUUACUGUUGGGCUUCCGGUGCCGUGGCUGCUGUACGGUUUGAUCUACGGCAAACCCGUCGAGGUGAACUCAGUGGGAAUGGUGUGCAGCAUCGCCAUCCUCUUCUGCAUGCUGCUCUUCGUUAUUAUGAGUAUCGCAUUCUUCAAGUGGCGAAUGAACAGAGGCCUCGGAUUCACCAUGUUCCUUCUCUACUUCGUAUUCGUCGCCGUAUCGCUCAUGUUCGAGUACGAAAUACUCGUAUGUCCUGUUUAGAAAACUAUUAAAGAUACCGAGGAACCCCCAGGAGCAUUAAAAUUCCCCGAAGGCCCCCCAAAAUAAAUUCAACAAAAAGUCGUUCUACUGAAAAUCAUGUAAAUAUGUAUAAAACAUCUCAAGAGAAAAUCACUCGUGCUUUUUAUCUAGUCGAGAUACUGUCGAUCUGUCGGAGAACGUCGGCCACUCGUUGAAAUAUAUAUAUAAACAUUGCUAUAUAAACGAGCAUUAUUCUAUUUACUCGUUAUCUGCUCUCGGUAAAAAUUACGCCCUCGCUGAAUUUGUUUCAUCAGACGGAUACAUUGAGAUCCUAAAUGGGUCAGUGAGUUGUCCACUACUUUGUCAUGGCUAAAGAAUAAUACAUGAAACAAAUAAUAAAAAAAACAGUACGCAUAAAUGAAACAAUAACAAUUCUGUGUCACCUCGCGAUGAGGGAAAAAAAACUUCAGAAUGCGGUGGAGCACUCGAGUGUCAUGGAAGUCGAUAUGUCACGUUUUACGUUUUUACGAUUGUAAAACAUGAUUAUAGAAUAUUAUAGGUGAUAAGGUAAAACAUUUUUCGCAAUUUUGUAUAACAAAAAUAAUACUUACAAAAAAAAACACAUGUGUAAUCCAGUGAAUUGGGGAAAAUUGUUGUGUAGUUGAUAUUUGGGGGAUGCGUUUAGGAUUAGACUGGAGAGAUUUUAAACGGGACGAAUCGAAUUCUGAUCUCGAGUGUUCGACUAUUUUUUUUCAAUGAAAAUGCGGUAAUUUGUUGUUAAUGUUGGCAUUGGAUAUUGAUUGAGACACUGGGGGGCCUAAUUGUGGCCUACAGUAUCCAAAAAUUGAAAUAUAUUAUAUCAUAGUUAACACCCCCUCAUAUAGUUUAUUAUGAAAACUAGAGAUUGUUCACGAUUUUGAAAUAUUAUGAUGUUGCAUUGUACUCAACAGUCAUUCCAUAUUUUGACCUGGCGUUCUCAGAUCGAUUGUUAGGGUAUAGAUUGGAGGUAUCCAAUUGUUUUUUUACGGAUGAAAAAACAAGUCAUGAAUUUAUAACGACCCGAAGGAGAUGAAUAAAUUCACCUUCGUACUAUGUGUUGACCCCGGAAUAGAAUGAUAAAUCAGUUUUUCCGUGAAACAGAUUCAUCAUUCUAACAGCUAAAAAUACAUAAAUCAAUGAACAACAGAAUCACAUGAAAAACUUUCACUCAAAAGAAACUUUCUCGAUGAUAGAUACCAUGAAAUUCACUGACUAAAAUUGGAAUAUCAGUGAAAUUUACCUCGACGUUGGAAUAAAAAUGGCAAUUUCCCCAAUAAAAUGGUAAUAAUCACUGGUAAUUUCAGGGAUAAAUGGAGAUGUGAGAAAAAUUCCCUAGGCAUUUUUUUUAACAUCAAGAAACUGCUCUCGGUGUUAUUACGAGUGACUAGAGACUGGCGUUCCUCGGUGUCGUAGUUACCUAGGUGUAAAAAAUCUAUAUAUAUACAUAAUUUAUGGAUUAAUAUGUUGAAGAAUAUUAGUAAAUUAUGCACAAUACGAUCUUCCCGAAGUAUAUCCGCGAGAGACGUUAUGAGAGUGGCAACGCCCUGAUAAAGAAAACAUGAUGAAAAAAUGAUAAAAAAUAUGAAUAAAUAAAACAAGAUAUCAUAGAGCUUAGACACUAGGGGGGAAAUGAAAAAUUUUCAAAUUGAGGGGUUGGGAGAAGAGUGAGAUAAGCGAUGAAUAAUUAAUGAAUAUAUAUCGUGGGAUAUAUAUUUAUUUAUACAUCGAUAAAUAUAUAAAAACAGCCGACGUGACUGCUGCUCGGGUUUCGUGUCUCUCGUUGCGUGACCUUUACCCCUCAACCCCUUCAAUCUCUUCAACCCCCUCACCACCUCAUACUACACCCACCCUUUUAUUCACAUUUGAUAAAUUACAGUCCUCUUAAAUAUUAUUCUCAUUUCAUCGUAUGAAUUCCGGACCGAAUAAUACAUUUUUUAAAGAGUAAUGAUUAGAGUAAUGAAGACACGAGAUACGAGCGACAAUUAUUUUGGCUGGUGAUUGUACCAAGGGGUCUGCAAUUGCAAUUUUCAGUGGCAGUGAUGAUUUCCGGGGGUUUCUCUUUUUUCUGGGGAAUUUCAUUGGAAUUUCGGGAUUUCCGUUUCCCUGAUGUUUCUUCGAAUUUCAGUUCUUAGAAGUUUUUAUUAUGUUUUAGGUACGCGGGAAUUUUCAGAGGUCGGCGAUUGGAUGUUAAAAGUUUUAUGUGAAAAUCGAUGGAUGGUAUUAUGGUUCAAUUAUUCUGUGAAAAUUGUUGACGCCUGGAUGGGGUAAUGGAUAAUCGGGUCAUACGGGUUUUUUUUUUUUUUGAUGGAGUUUGGAGAUAUUUUAAAAUUUUGAAUGAAUGGUGGAGUGAUUAUUAUGAUUAUUUCCACGUAAUUUCCAGUUUCUUGCCCCUUGGUCUGUACUCAAGUAUUUUGUCAUUGAAUAUUGAAUGGUGGUGAUGUUUUGAACGGAUUUUUCAGAUGACGAUUUUUUCUGAAUUUUGUUGAUGAGGAAGUUGUGACAAUUUGAGGAAUGUUGAAUUAUUCAAUUAAAUAUAGGAUGAAAAAUCUGGAGUUGAGCUCAAAUGUUAAGAGUUACAAAAUUCCAUUGACACUUUUCAUCAUUAACCGCAGGGUUAAAAAAAAUAAUUACCAAAAAUUGAAACUCUUCCCCAGCAAUUCUGCAAAUUCGGAAAAUUCAGUAAAUAAAUCUGCAGGAUAUAAUUUCGAUUAUCAAAGAAAAUGAUCCCUCAAUUACCUUAAUGAUUCAACUGAUUAAUUAAAUAAACGAAUUUUUCCCAUCGUAAUUUUUCCGCAUUGAUAUCCAAUUUUCUGCGCGAAAUGAUUUUCGAUAUUAAUGCAAAAUUCUUCUAAAAAUCGGAUAAAAUUGAUGAGCUGAUGGUUAAUGAUGAAAAAUGUCAACAACAUGGUGACGAAAUGAAGAAAAAAUAAUAUAUCUGUCGUAAUAUAAAUGACAAGGCAUGAACGCACAUAUCAGAGAAAGAGACAUUUACAUUUAGAUAUCAUUAGUGAUCGGAUGAAAGCGGUAUUAGAUUAGAAAUCGUAAGAUUUAAAAUAGUUGAUAAAAAUGAUGAAAAGAGCGUUAAAGUUUCCAAGAUUACGAAAUAAUUACGAUUAAGAUUUAAUCAAAUGAAAAUUGAUAGCGUCAGCGUAACGGGACGAAUCGCUAUCCAAAUAUAGAAAAUACCAAUUAUCAUUAAUCGAUAGUUAGGACGAUUGAUAAUGUACGAUUUCUUCGCGGAAUUAUUCGGAGGAAGACGAUAACCGCAAUUGGUUGAGUUUGUGUUUAAACAAUUUACAUUGCAUUUACAUCUAGGGUUUUUCCCCCCCGUCCACCGCCGUUAUUGAUGAUGAUGUACAUGAGGAGAUGAACGAAUAGCUGAUGACACCCUCGAGGACAACAAAAUCAAGUUGAAUAGGUAAAAUAAAAUAGGCAUUAUAGGACGACAAGUUAAAUAGUCUACGAAUGUUGAUACAGGUCCAGUUGUGUUUGAUUGUUCCAUUAAUAGUGAACGAACCAACGAAGAAACAUAAAUAAUUAUUACAACUUCAUUCAGACCUUUUAUUUUUUUAUUGCUUUCACAUUGAUUAUUCAUUACUACUGUCGUUUUUGUAAUUAGAAUUCUUGGAGUGAUAAUUUUGCCAUCUUUUAUUAAUCCAGCGAUGAUUUUUUUAGUGAAAAUGUCAGUGGAAAUUCGAGUAUUAAUUUAUCUCGGUAUGGUCUCUGGUUUUUUUUUUUUUUUGAAGAAUUCGAGGGGUGGGGCUGUUUCGUUUUUCGUUGAGAUAAAAAUUUGUCUGUCCUGCUUUCACGUUUCAACGUCGCCAAGUUUUCGAGCCGAGAAUUGUUCUAGAAUUCAGAACAAUAGUCUUCAUUUGAGAAUAAUACUUUUCUCUGGGAGAGUGGGGUGGAAAAGACAUUCUCAAAUCCGUGAGAUAAAAAAUCCGGGGGAAUUGACUUCGGUGGGUAUUCUGAAGGUGAAAAAAUUCUGGAAGCUGUCACUGACAUUCAUCUUUUUUUCAUUGAAAAAUUCUCCACUGACGGUUGAAAUAUCGUGGAAUGUACUGAGAAGUUGUGACGUACAGUGGAAACUACAAAGGGAAUUUCAUUGGGAAUCGAAUGGUGUUUAAGGUGUGUCACAUCAACUCAUCGUCAAUCAUUCGAUUCGAUUUUGAUUGAAAAAUAUUGGGAUUAAAAGAUUCCCAAGAUUUCAGAGAACCAGAAUAUUUUUCAGGGAAGGGAAUUUUUCGAUAAUGAAUUAGCGUCCCUUUUUUGAAAGUCAGAGGAAUUUUCUAAUUCCAUUUUCACAGAAUAAUUGAACGAAAAUUCACGAUUCCUGUGACAUCAUGGGUUUUCAAUGAACAAAUUCCUGAAAAUUCGAGUUCGAUUCAUUAAAUCCCGUCAUCUUCUAAUUAUAAACAAUGAAGUCUCUUCCGCCCCACCCCAAAAAUUUUUGAAUUAUUUUUCAACCAACGACCAGUGGUUUCGCGGGGUAAAUAAAAUGGGCAAUUUAAUCCUUGGGGUUUCGAUUCACGGAGACGACCAUAAAAUCCCGACAAAUUAAUCGACAAUUAAUAAAAUCGAUAAGCUACGAAUUACGGCCAUUGAACAAUUUAAUUCUUAGAGGGGAAUUAUUUAAACGACACAAACUUCGCCACUACCAGAAGAAAAUAGAAUGAAUCGAAAUUUCGCGUACGCAAAGGCAUUUCGCUUUCGGAGUCAGUAUCGAAUUUAGCGAUUAAAUCGAUAUUCGCGUAUUCUCGAUAGUUGUCACGAUAAAAUGAAAGAGAGCAUUGAACUCACCCCGAAAAUCACGGGAAUGCAAAUAUUCAUUGAAAAUUUAUUAACAAUUGUAGCUUCAAUUAACCAAUCGCACAUUAUGUGAGUAAUUCGUGAUAAAUUUGACGUCUAAAUACAUUUUCAUCGUAGGAAAAAGGAAAAUUGAAGAAAACUCAAAGAACAAAAAACAUUAAGACUGGGCUUUGAUCAUCCGGCAAUGCCAUCGUCGCUGUUGAUAAGUGCAAUAACUAAAAAACGGUAGACGAUAAGUUAUUUAGAUUAUUUAUUAAGUAUUAACAGCCAAUUGUGCUGCCUGCUUACCUCUCAAUUCCCCAUUGGUUGAUUUACAUUUUUUUUUCCUUCCCCGGAGAAAAAUUAGUGACAAAAUUUGCCCCGACGUCAUGAUAAAUUUUUUCAUUCGUGCAAUUUUUACUCCGUUGUUGUGAAAAUUAAUUGAACAAAUUACAAUACCUCUUCGAAAUUUUUACUGAACAACAUCUCAUUUUCCAACGUCAGGCUGAAUUUUGUAAUAAAUUUUUCUCCACGUUGACUCGAUUCAACUAGAGGCCCUAGAAACGAUAAAAACCAAAACGAACAAAAACUAAAACGACUGACAUCGUUUUGAAUGCAUAUUUGUACAAAUAAAAAAAAAACAAAAAAUCGCUAUACAGGAACAAUAACAAUGAUGCAUUUCAAAAUUAGCGUACGAUUUUUUUAACUCGUUAAUUACACGACCGUGGUUUAGUAAGAAGAUGGUCAAUGAUUGCCGCUGUUCGAUGAUUAAAAAAAAUUAAAAUAUUGAAAUAAAUGAUGAUAUCGACGAGCUGGGCACCCAACACCACCGAGUCACAUGAAAUUAUAACGAACACCUGAGUAAUGAUAAACAAUUGGCAAUGAAGUAACGCGUAUAAUUUAUGAUACUGGCCCCACAGCGAUGAUUUGAAACCCGUGCUUAGACACCGAUCAAAAGUAACCACCAAAAUCCCAAAAAAUGUAAAGAAAAUAACGAGAAAAAACAGCAAAAAAAAAAAAACUGAAUAAAACAAACUUAACAUUUAUUAUAUCCUUAUAUACAAAAUUUUUACGGCAUAUACGAAAUACGAGUAGAGCAGUAUAAAAUUUUAAAUACAUGCGUAGGUUAAUCGUUGUUGUCUACCAUAAAUAGUAUAGUAUAUACAUGUAUAGAUGAAUCCCUUAGGUAAUAAGGGACGAAAGCAGGCGAUGAGAUGAACAAUUCAAUGAUGAAAAACCAUUAAUUAGAUAAGAGGAGCGAGUGAGCGAGCGUGCGACUAGUUGAUGCGUGAGAAUUUAUCAGAGUAUUAAUGAUAUAUCAAUCGAUAAAAGUUUAAUCAAUCGAUGAUAAAUGUUGAAUAAAUUGAAGCAACAGACGAUGAACUGUAGAAACUACCCCGAAAAUGUAUUAUACAUAUAUACAGAUAUAUCAAAUAUAUUCACAUAUACAUAUGCAUAUGUUGUUCUGUACAUAUCCGUAUGUGUAUAUAUGUAUAUACAUAUCGAUCAUAAAUUGAUAAUGAGGUAUAAAUAAUACGAGCUGUGAAUACGUGAUGUUCACACUUGAUUAGCUAAAUAAAAUGGCUUUGCUUGCGAUCGCCUGGAAAAUAUUAAAUAUAAAUAGGACGGAAAGAUUAUGAGAAUGAAUUAGGGGAAUACCAAUGAUUCCGGCGUUCGAGACGUGCUCAUUAUAACGCCUGACAACAAAUGAUAAAUAAAUAUAUUUGAGAUAAAGGAAAAUAAAGUAACCGUGUUAUGUAGGCAAUGUCUUAUGCUAAGCACGGUUCCUCAUGUUACAUGUUGAAUUAUAAAAAAAAAAAAACAAUUGAUUAAAUAAUGAGAAAAAAAUAUAUAUAAAGUCCGUAAUUUUUUGGUCCGUUACUGCAAAUUGUUUGAGAUUAUUAUACACAAGGGAAAUCAUACAUUAAUCACGUACAUAUAGGUAUAAAAAAUUACUAUUGAAUAUGUUAUAUACUUGCCAACUUAAACGACGAGAUGAUGAAUAAUAAUAAUAAUAAUCAUUAUGGAAAAGCGUAGUCCAAAAUUUUAUGCCUCGCUUUUUAGUGUGAACGAGGGGAAAAAAAUAAAGAUGAGGCUUUAAACGACCGAAGCUGACUGUUAUGUUUGUACGUGCCCUCAUAUCAAAUAAAAAAUAUAGAUCUGUCCCUCCAGUUAUCUGCUAUGUGCAACUCCAUUAUGAAAACAGCGUCCUUUUAUUUCUUUCGCUAAUUAACAAAAAAUUAUGGGCCAGAGGUGUGACGUAAAUUGUAACAAUAUUUAAUGAACAUAUUUUGUGUGCUUCGUGCAUGUUUUUAUAGGUGAAAAUUUUUAAUUGUCAAAUGAGAAUUUUGUACGAUAGCCUUUUUUACUUUUAUUAAUUUUCCCUCCGAUUGAUUGUUCAUUAAUUGUACCCAUACGUCAGCUGCACAUCAUCGGUCAUGAAAUGAGACAAAUACCAUCAAAAAUGGAGAUGAUUAAUCGAAGAGUUUCUUGCACUAAAGUAUUUUGAAUACAACUACUCUGUUAAGCGGCUGAUAAAACAACAGAUUCACUAUAUGAAGAAAAACUUGUAUUAACGCAAAUCACUCAUGUUCUGGUAAUGCCUGUGGUGGAUGAUGAUUUUUGUUUUUGAAAAAUUUCGACUAUUCAUGUUACGCUUUCUCACCUGGUUUCUACUCAAUUAAUAGAACAGAUCGACGAAUUAACGAUUUUAAAAUGCUGUAGAAAAGGUGCGCAGGGAAGCAAUUGGUAGAUCCAAUUGCUAAAAACCUAGGGGUGCUAUCCUAGAAGUUAUUGCAUUACUGAUAAGAGAUUAAGAAAUGAAAACAUUGAGUGACGAAUAAAAAGAGCCACGACUAGUACCAAAACGACUUUCGCUUCCAUUCUCCCUCUUCUCCACAAAUAAUCUAUCUUAAUGCUGUAUUUAUACUCUACUAUUGAAUUCAUUUUUUGCUUAACCGAAUCGCCAGAAUAAUUAUCGGAUUUUUCAACCAAACGGGAAAUUGAGAUAAUACAAUAAAAUGAAAUGUAAAAACUUGAGGAAGGGCACUGGGUCAUGAACGUUGAUCAUCCAACUAUUUUAAUUUCCCUUUGAAGUUUAUGAUUGAAUACCUCCCCCUCCUAGGCACAUCUUUGUACAAACGAGAAUAAAUAAAGAGAAAAUACAUACGAGAAUGAAUUUUUAAACGAUAACUACUCAUUCUUGUCGAGUAGAUGCCUGUGCAUGACCGGUCAAUAAAAAUCCAACUCCAGUGACUACUUUGGGAAAUAAAAAUGAUGAUAAUAAUAGGAAUAACACAAAAAGGAGUUGAAUCUUUCGACGAUGAAAAAAAAAAAUAAAUGGAGAAAUGAGAAAACCCAAUGUCGAGAAUACACUCCAAUAUGCCACACGCAAGAGUCGGGUUGAUGGGCCCUAUCGAUUAUUGCCGAUUACGUAUAUCUAUGCAUUAUUUCGUACCAAGUACAGCUAGAAAUAUCCGAGUAAAUUUCUCAUCGUAGCAAGAGUGAUGAAAAAGAAUUAAAUAAAUUAAAAAAAAAAAUAGAGGAUACCUCGAAUUAACAGAUAACGACUAAAUAAUAUUUGAGUGAGAGCAGUGGAGGGCUUGUGUGGUGUGUUUUCAGACCAUCCUCUCUCCCCCAAUUUAAUCCUCCUCCCUUCGUCUUCUUUCUCUCCACCAGCCUAACAAUGAUUAAUGAAUUAAGUAAUUGAAUAAUGAAGAAAAAAAAAACAUGAAAGAACAUAUUGUAAUCUAUUGUAGAUUGUUGUAGAUAAAUUAUACGGUUUGACCGUAAAUUGUUACUUUUUGUCGACAAUAUAAAAUACACAGAUAUAUAAGAUUAAA
Messenger RNA from Fopius arisanus, 11664 nucleotides. RefSeq names its product solute carrier family 24 member Nckx30C (gene Nckx30C). The record is from RefSeq and is a predicted model, not a curated record. NCBI's taxonomy places the organism in Eukaryota, Metazoa, Arthropoda, Insecta, Hymenoptera, Braconidae. Gene Ontology annotation, cellular component: plasma membrane. The transcript has 7 exons. Gene Ontology annotation, biological process: intracellular calcium ion homeostasis; calcium ion transmembrane transport. Gene Ontology annotation, molecular function: calcium channel activity; calcium, potassium:sodium antiporter activity. Bases 962 to 3016 code for a protein of 684 amino acids.